This is a messenger RNA of Nerophis lumbriciformis (worm pipefish), 3267 nucleotides long. Lineage: Eukaryota; Metazoa; Chordata; Actinopteri; Syngnathiformes; Syngnathidae. The record is from RefSeq and is a predicted model, not a curated record.
AUGGCUUCCAAACUCAACCCCAACGUUCUAUACGUGGCGGAACCCGGCGAGUCGACCCGGGCGGACCCCGAGAGGACCCCUCUCGCCGGCGACGCGGGAGACGAGUCCUCCGACAGCGACGGGGAGCAAGAGACGUCGCACAAGCUGAUCCGCAAAGUGUCCACCUCGGGUCAGAUGCGGGCCAAGAAGAGUGUGAAAGAGGGAAUCCUGUUGAAGCAGACAAGCUCCUUCCAAAGAUGGAAGCGCCGCUACUUCAAGCUCCGAGGCAGGACACUGUACUACGCCAAGGACUGCAAGUCUCUGAUUUUUGACGAGGUGGACCUGUCAGAUGCUAGCGUGGCCGAAACGGGCCCAAAGAACAUCAACAACAGCUUCACGGUGAUCACUCCUUUUCGCAAAUUGAUGCUGUGUGCUGAGAACAGGAAAGAAAUGGAAGACUGGAUCGGGGCUCUCAGAUCAGUCCAGAAAUGGGAAAUCUACGAGGCCAGCCAGUUCAACAUGGAGCAUUUUUCGGGCAUGCACAACUGGUACGCGUGCUCCCAUGCCCGACCCACUUUCUGCAACGUCUGCAGAGAGGCUCUGCCGGGCGUCACCUCCCAUGGACUUUCUUGCGAAGUAUGCAAAUUUAAGGCUCACAAGCGCUGCGCGGUUCGUUCCACCAACAACUGCAAGUGGACCACGCUGGCCUCCAUCGGGAACGACAUCAUCGAAGAUGAGGACGGGGUGUCCAUGCCCCACCAGUGGCUGGAAGGCAACCUGCCCGUCAGCGCAAAGUGCGUGAUGUGCGACAAGAACUGCGGCAGUGUGCGAAGGCUGCAAGACUGGCGCUGCCUGUGGUGCAAGGCUAUCGUCCACAACAGCUGUAGAGAACAAAUGGGCAAAGUUUGCCCUCUGGGUCAGUGUCGGGUGUCCAUUAUCCCUCCUACUGCACUUAACAGCAUCGACUCUGACGGCUUCUGGAAGGCUACAUCGGCAUCCUGUUCCAGCCCUCUUCUGGUCCUGGUCAACUCCAAAAGCGGGGACAACCAGGGGGUUAAGUUCCUCCGCAAGUUCAAGCAGCUCCUCAACCCAGCCCAAGUCUUUGACCUGAUGAACGGAGGGCCGGAGCUCGGCCUGCGCCUCUUUCAGAAGUUUGUGACAUUUCGCAUCCUAGUGUGCGGGGGUGACGGCAGCGUGGGCUGGGUGCUUUCAAUGCUGGAUAAACUCAAUCUUCACAAACAGUGCCAGCUUGGUGUGCUACCGCUGGGUACCGGGAACGACCUAGCCCGCGUUCUGGGCUGGGGGGGCCUCUGCGAUGAUGACGCCCAGCUGCUGCAGAUCUUAGAGAAGCUGGAGAGGGCCACCACCAAAAUGCUGGACCGCUGGAGCGUGAUGACCUACGAGGUUCCCGCCACUUCUAAACAUGCCCCGUCAGGCAAGGAAGACGACAUCCUUGAAUGCCCCCUGCAGGUUCACAUCACUCAGUAUGCCGACUCGGUGGCGUCCCACCUGGCUAAAAUCCUGGAUUCAGACAAACACAGCGAUGUCAUUUCCUCUGCCAGGUUCCUGUGUGGGACGGUGAACGAGUUUGUGGCCGAGGUGGGCAAAGCGUAUGAGAGAGCCACGGAGAACAAGGAGGAAGCGGACGCCAUGGCAAAGAAGUGUGCUUUGCUAAAUGAGAAGCUGGAUUCCCUUGUCAAAGCCUUAAGUGAGGAAGCUGAAGCUCAGGUUGUUCCGGCGGGUUCCCCGGCUGGCGGAGGAGACUGUGGCUCCGGCCCUGAUAAAGACGGCGACGACGGGUGCUCCGAUGGCCAAACGUACCGCUCCAGGGAGCAGCUAAUGCUGCGUGCAAACAGUCUGAAAAAGGCGCUAAGGCAAAUCAUCGAACAGGCCGAGAAAGUGGUGGACGAGCAGAACCGACACACUCAAGUCCACAGGAUGUGGUCAGCAUCUUCCGUCAAACAGGAAAACAGUGAGGAGCUCAAGGAUGCCGAGAUGCGCACAUGCUAUAAAAAUUUAAGUCCAUCAUCACCCAUCGUGCUGGAAAAAUCGGCAAACCUCCACACGGUCAACUACAAUGAGGACUCUGUACAAUGCUGGGAGAAGUGCGUGAUGAACAACUACUUUGGCAUCGGCCUGGACGCCAAGAUCUCGCUGGAGUUCAACAACAAGCGCGAUGAACAUCCGAAAAAGUGCAGCAGUCGCACAAAAAACAUGAUGUGGUACGGAGUCCUAGGGACUAAAGAGCUGGUCCAGAAGACCUACAAGAACCUGGAGCAGAGAGUUCAGCUGGAGUGCGACGGCGUCGCUGUUCCUCUGCCCAUUCUCCAGGGCCUAGCGGUGCUCAACAUACCUAGCUAUGCCGGGGGGAUCAACUUCUGGGGAGGCACCAAGGAGGACAAUAAUUUUGGCGCACCGUCUUUUGACGACAAAAAGCUGGAAGUAGUAGCGGUGUUUGGCAGUAUGCAAAUGGCCAUGUCCAGAGUCAUCAACUUGCAGCACCACCGGAUUGCGCAGUGUCGCCAGGUAAAGAUCACCAUCUUGGGGGAUGAGGGUGUCCCCGUACAAGUGGACGGCGAGGCCUGGAUCCAGCCACCGGGAAUCGUCAAGAUACUCCACAAGAAUCGAGCUCAGAUGCUGACCAGGGACAGGGCGUUUGAGAGCACAUUAAAGUCAUGGGAGGACAAGUUGAAGAUCGACAGCGAUCGGGCCAACAGGCCCCGCCUCAACUCGCAGCAGUCCAUGGAGUACCUGACGGAGGAAGAGUGCGCUCAGGUGCAGCAGCUGGGCUUGGUGGCUGAAACGCUCAUCAGCAAGAUACGUGAGGCUGCUAAGAUCCACAAGCUGGUGGAGCAAGAGCUGGCGCACGCUGUCAACGCCAGUGCCGUUGUGCUGACUGAGGCCAAGCUGUCCAGCCCCGAGUUUCUGAGUCGCAGCACAGCCGUGGAAAUCGUCAACAGCAGCAAAGUUCUGCAGGCGGAGACGACAAUGCUUCUGGAUGGCAAACAUCUAUCCGAUUCACCUGAGGAAGAGGAGCUCCGCCUAACAUUGAGCAGCCUGAGUGGCGAGCUCCACAAGUUGGACGACAUCCACUGGAUCUGUCCGCUGAUGCACUGUGCCGAGGAGGAGUCUGUGCGUCCCUGUAGUAAAAGCAGCAUGAAGUUGAAGAUCAUGCCCAAGGUGAAGAGGGAGAAGGAGAAGCUACACAAGCAGAAGUCCAACAGCUCGCUCUCAGGAACAUUGGACGUCAAAACCGCGACUCCUGACGCAGAACCGUCAGCCAACUGA